This is a messenger RNA of Trematomus bernacchii (emerald rockcod), 3086 nucleotides long. RefSeq names its product inter-alpha-trypsin inhibitor heavy chain H3-like. The transcript has 37 exons. The record is from RefSeq and is a predicted model, not a curated record. The coding region runs from base 114 to 2981 and encodes 955 amino acids. NCBI's taxonomy places the organism in Eukaryota, Metazoa, Chordata, Actinopteri, Perciformes, Nototheniidae.
CGGAGUUCGACCUUUUAAAUAAAUGUGUGUACACAUCAUGUUGUCCAUGUCUAUUUAAGUUCAGUUUAAAAGACAGUUUGAUCUGUGAGCAUUGCAUUCUGGUGGGAGCCAUCAUGGAGAGAGCUGUGCUGCAAAUCACCCUCUUCGGGCUGCUGCUGGCUUUGGCUGCGACACAACCGAACAAGGACGACUGGGACAUCUACAGCUUUCACAUCAACUCCACAGUGACCAGUCGUUAUGCAACCACUGUCAUCACGAGCCGCAUGGCCAAUCGUAUGGACAAGUCGAAGGAGAUAGAGUUCCACGUCCGGAUUCCCAAGAACGCCUUCAUCAGCAAAUUCAGAAUGUUUAUUGAUGGCCAAGUGUACGAUGGCAUUGUGAAAGGUAAAGAGAAAGCCAGGCAGCAGUACACUGAGGCUGUGUCCCGCGGACAAAGUGCCGGACUUGUCAGUUCUGUAGGGAGGACCCUGGAGGAAUUUAAGACCUCUGUGACUGUGGCUGCUCACAAAAAGGUCACCUUUGAACUCACAUAUGAGGAGCUGCUGAAACGCAGGCUUGGAAAGUACGAGCUGCAAAUCCACGCUCGACCCAUGCAGCCUGUGAAAAGCUUUAAAGUUGAUGUGCACAUUCACGAGGAAUCUGGCAUCAAUAUCGUUGAGGUUAAAGGAGGACUUGCCCUGGCUGAUGCCAUCAACAAAACACAUGCAGACAAUGAGGUGUGGGUGAACUUCUACCCAACAGAAGACCAACAGAAAACGUGUACCAGCUGUGGAGAGCAGGGACUGAAUGGAGAUCUGGUUAUUGUUUACGAUGUCAAUAGGGACAGUGGACUGGGAGACAUUAAGACUUCAGCCGGGUACUUUGUUCAUCACUUUGCCCCAUCUAGUCUUACCCGCAUAUCAAAAAAUGUUGUCUUCUUGAUCGAUCGAAGUGGCUCAAUGCACGGCAAAAAAAUGCAACAGACCCGGUUAGCCUUAAUCCACAUCUUGAACGACCUGUCAGAGGAUGACCACUUUGGUCUUAUCACUUUUGAUGGCAGCAUUUCUUACUGGAAACGAGAACUUGUUCAAGCCAACCAGCGAAACCUGGAGAGUGCCAAGAUAUUUUCAAGGAAUAUUAGAGAAAGUGGAGCCACAAACAUCAACAGUGCAGUGUUGGAAGGAGCCAGUUUGCUCAACGCACAUCCGAGAGAAGAUUCAGCAUCCAUCCUCAUUCUUCUCACUGAUGGAGACCCAACAUCAGGGGUGACAAAUCUUGAACAAAUCCAGUCAAAUGUCAGGGUGGCUAUUGCGGAUAAAUUCCCACUCUACUGUCUCGGUUUUGGUUUUGAUGUCAAUUUUGAGUUCCUUGAGAAGAUGUCGCUGCAGAACAAUGGUGUGGCACGACGGAUUUAUGAAGACUCUGAUGCUGAUUUACAGCUGAAGGGUUUCUAUGAAGAGGUGGCCACUCCUCUUUUGAUCGAUGUGACUAUGAGCUAUAAUGGUGGCACCAAUCUGACGCAGACUGAAUUCAGCCAGUAUUAUAACGGAUCAGAGAUUGUGGUGGCCGGUAAGAUCACUGACAACGACAUUGGAACCUUCACUCCACAAGUCGUGGCAAUUUCGAGCAGUAAAAAGAUGACGUUUUCUAACCCCAACGGCACCGUGGAGUCCACUGGAACAGAGUCUGCCGACCAAAUCCAGAGGGUUUGGGCCUAUCUCACGGUCAAACAGCUUCUGGAGAAAGAGCUGCUGUUAUCUGGAGCUGAGAAGGAGAACGUGAAGAGAGAGGCCUUGGAGCUGUCGCUGAAGUACAGCUUUGUAACUCCACUCACAUCCAUGGUGGUCACCAAGCCUGAGGGAGGGGACACCGAAGUGCUCCAUAAACCCAAGGAAGGAGAAGCCCCAAGACAUCCAAAUAUAGGUUCUUCGGGCAGUGUGAUGCAUUUCUUUGUUCCAGACGCUUUACCAGUUCCACAAGGUUUACCAGAUGACGGAGUAUCAUCAAUUCAACCAAGAGGCUUUGCUCCGGGAGCGGGCAGUGUGAUGUAUAACUCAGCACCACAAGGUGUACCAGAGAAAAUGGUGAAGCAGUCCUCUUCUCUCAGUCAAUAUGCAGAGACAAAGGGUCGCAGUUCUCACUACACGGGCAGUGUGAUGCAUAACUUUGGAGCACGACAAGCUUCACCAGGAGCACGACAAGGUUUACCAGGACCCCCGGCAUAUGGCUAUGGUGGGAUGGACUAUGGACGAGUAUCAUCAAAAAAAAGAAAAGGCUUUGCUCCGGGAGUUGUUUUUGCCAGCAUAGCACCUACUCAAGUUCAUGCCACCAUUGUGCCGGGAAAAGAUAAAAUUCCUGUUUCCCAUCGGUUUUUGCUAAAAGCUGAGAAUCAGUCACUUCCACUCUGCUUUGAUGUCACUGGAGACGUUCGCCUUAAACUACUUCACCAUCCCACCAGUGAGCUGUCUGUACACGGCGAGCUACAUUCAGUAACGAAUGGAGGCUUCAGAAGGAUUGUCAUCCAGCUCAAUGCUGACCUGUAUGUUGAUGUUGAACUCAAUAAAAUCACCGUGAGAGAGGGAUCGAGAAUAACACACCACACUGGACAGGAUCCCAUCACAGCUGGAAGUUGGACAAUUAUUAGGCGGGACAAGGAAAUCGAUGUUGCUGGUGGGGACACACACUUGGUCAUCUUAAUUCAGGGAAAGGACGCUCAAUCAUUCCUCUGGCCCGUUUUAAGACAGCAGUCAUCGGACAGCGCUGAAGGAAUUUUAGGCCAGCUUUCUUUCUUUGUUGUUUGCGCUCUGUGUCCAGCUCUGAAUCCAGUUUAUGAGGAGGUGCCACAAAUUCCCUUCACAAAACUUAGGAUCAAAGACCAGGAGAUUGACGUUACCAGGGCCAAUGCUGCUGACUACAGUAUUUCCCCCCCCCUGACACUGGACUGCUGGCUCCUGUCGGCCGACUCUGCCCUGCAGAGACGCCUGGAGGCCUUCAUAGUUUGAAAGGAAAAUUAUUCAAACACAAACAGAUUCAUCAUUGAAAAAUAUUUUCUAGCUGUAACUAACAUAAUCAAAUAAAUAUAAUCCAAGAUCAUUGGUUGUUUUGUG